Molecule: messenger RNA, 5607 nt
Organism: Sinocyclocheilus rhinocerous
Lineage: Eukaryota; Metazoa; Chordata; Actinopteri; Cypriniformes; Cyprinidae
Product: Nance-Horan syndrome protein
Exons: 12
Coding region: 275-4930 (1551 amino acids)
Biological process (GO): cell differentiation; lens development in camera-type eye
Source: RefSeq, a predicted model, not a curated record
CACUCCACUCCAGGUUUUCGCUCCGUCUUUCCUUAAACGCAUUCGGAGUUUAAAGCGCAGAAAAACACGCCAGUGAGUGGAAGCGGGAUCAGAGCGGCAGAGGCGGAUCUCAGUGCGGUUCAGCGUGUGUGUGUGUCCGGCGGAGGAUGGAGGACGACCCGCGAGAGACCCUGGACUAACGCAGGAGGAGGAGGAGGGGGUCUUGCUUUUUACAUGGAACCUGUUUGCGUUUUCCUCCAAAGGUGGAUUUUAUACUGAAACAGUACAGGACAAAAUGCCAUUUGCCAAGCGGAUCGUGGAGCCCCAGUGGCUGUGCAGACGCGCGUACGCGGAUGAGGAGGGUCUCCUGCUCCAGGACCUGUGCGCCUUCAGUAAUGUGGCUCUGUCCCGGACCCUGCGCCAGCUGUCGGAUCUGGCCAAACACGCCUGCUCGCUCUUCCACGAGCUGGAGCACGAGCUGCUCGCCACGAACCGGCGCGUCUGUGCGCUCCGGGGGAAGAUGAGCAGGAUCCAGGAGACCACCGGCGCGCUCGACCCCAAACAGGAGGCAGUGCCGUUAUCUAAUCUGGACAUUGAGAGCAAGCUGAGUGGACAUUAUCAGGCUCCAUGGCACCUGCAGAGAAAUGUGUUCCUGCCGUCGACUCGGCCCGCGUGUGUGGAAGAGCUGCAUCGAAAUGCCAAACAGAGCCUGCGGGCGCUGUACAGAGACCAGCAGCAGAGGCAGGAGGUCAGCGAGAGAGAGCGCAGGGUGACCAUUUCCAUCUCCAUGACUCCGUCCAUGCCCACCUACCCAUCGCCCCGGGUGCACUGCAGACGCCAGCAGAGAGAGAGACACCUCACCACGGAAAGGACAGAGAGAGACAUAGAAACUCAGACAACACAAGCACAGUUCCAGAGCACCCGGUCCUCCUCCCCUACUGAGUGUUGUCAUUUUUCCCCGUGGAGCAGAAAGGUUGCUCCUCCAGUGGAUUCAGAUUCAGAGGUGGUGGCUCUGGGCCACUGGCCGAGGUGCCCGAUCCCAAACGAGCCCUCAACGCUGGACAAACAGACCAACUGGGCUGGAAUCUUACCAUUGCCCAGCCCAGAGGAGAAGAUGAAGACAGACUCUCAAGUCAUCACCUCAUGCAUCGUUCCCAUUAACGUAACAGAGGAGGGUGCCAACGCUACUUCCCUCUCAGCGAUAUCAGCUUUCCUAAGGGUUGGGUUCGACAGAGAGGCCAGUGUGCGCUGCUCACUAGUCCAUUCGCAAUCAGUGCUUCAACGGCGAAGGAAACUAAGGAGACGGAAAACGAUCACUGGCAUUCCCAGACGAGUGCAGCAGGAUUUUGAUUCUGACGAGUCUCCAGUGGCCAGAGAACGUACCGUGAUAGUCCACACCAACCCUGAAAUUUGCCAAGAGGAUCUCACGCUCUCUCGUCUCAACACCAAGGACUCUGGUUGCCAGACAGAAGAAUUCCUGAUUGUUGGGGCUGCACCCUCACGUAGACGGAUCAGAGCACAAAGGGGGCAGGGCGUGACUGUGUCACUGUCCCAUUCCACGGGCAACAUAUCUUUUCUGCCUGACAACUCUGACACAAUGUUCACUGCCUCAGUAGGCUCCCGUCUGCGUUCCCGAAGUCUCCCGCGUGAGGGAGGGCGACUGGUGGACGAAGGUCAUGAUGUCAGUGAUGAGGAUGAUGAGGAGGAAGAACUGUCCCCGUUUGAGUCAGAGGACUUCCUACCAGUGCCAGGGGAACAUAUUCUAAAAGAUGAUGAAGAAAGCACUGAUGACCAGGCAAUCCCAGAGGGCCAGCAUAACAGUUUGAAAUUCAAGCAGCAUGCUGGAUGUACAGAGCAUGACUGGAUGGAGAGGGGUCGAUCCCAUCUGCCUCGGAAAGCUGACAUGGGUAGCUGUGAGAUUUCUUCCAGUUCUGAUACGUUCAGUAGCCCCAUUCACUCCGUUUCCAAUGCUGGCGUGCUGACUAGCCAGAUGGACCACAAGGAGGAUCACCAGUCCUCAAGCGGCAAUUGGAGUGGCAGUAGUUCUACAUGUCCCUCCCAGACAUCAGAGACCAUUCCACCUGCAGCCUCACCCCCACUCACCGGAUCAUCCCACUGUGAUUCAGAACUAUCGUUGAAUGCAGCUACCAAUACUAAUGAUGAUUCCACAGGCUUCAUUAUUGAUCCAUAUCCUGGAGACCGAUCACAAGGCCUUCGUAGCCAUAGGACAGGUUCAUUCACUUCCACUGCGACUGACAUGCUUGAUGAUGCGGGAGUCAGCACUGCUAGUGAGGGUGAGUGGAGCUAUCCACACUACAGGCACAACAUGCCUUGCCACCCCGACUUCAGUCCUGAGCACUCUAGGGCAGAGAAUAUCCUAGAUUGUCCCAGUUUUGCUAGCAUAGCCACUUUUGAAAGUUUAACAGAUAAGCCACCUUCUGAAAAGGCUGACACCACCUCACACUUUUCUGUAGAUGCCGAGGGCUACUAUACCUCCAUGCACUUUGACUGUGGUCUUAAAGGUAGCAAAAGCUUCACGUUUAACUAUGCAUCUGUAGACCAGCAGCAGGCAGAAUAUGGACAUCAAACAAACACACUUGGGAGAUGUAGUCUCUCUCUAAGGAAACCAAAGGUGAAGCCAUUCCCACCAAAACGCAGCUCAUCCUUGAAGAAAAUAAGCAGCCAUGUUGGACCUCCAUCUGACAAGAACGAACCAAAGAUUGCUGGUGGUCAGAAAAAAUCUAUGUCUUCCGGUGAGAGAACACAGCAUGUGGGGUUAGACGGAGGCUCCUCGAGUCAGCUGGAGAGUGAGGAGCCACUGGGGGCUUGGGGUGUUGAGAGUUCUACAGAGAUUCCAGAAGUUGCUUUGUUUGGCUCCACAGAAACGCAUUCCUUCAAGGAUGAGGGAGCUGUCCAGUCAGACUAUGCUGAUCUCUGGCUUCUUAAUGACUUGAAAUCCAAUGAUCCUUACAGAUCAUUGUCAAAUUCCAGCACAGCUACGGGUACCACUGUCAUCGAAUGCAUUAAGUCACAGGAGAGCUCUGAAUCCCAGACUUCCCAGUCAGGAUCUAGGGCCACCACUCCUUCACUACCAUCCGUGGAAAGUGAGUUUAGAUUGCCUUCACCAGAAAAGCUGGUAGUUCUAGCAUCACCUUCCAGUGGCUAUUCAAGCCAGUCAGAGACACCAACAUCAUCUCUUCCGUUGGCUUUCUUCCCAAACGCUCACCCAAUGUCCCCUAAUGGUGGCAAAAGGAAACCCAAAGUCCCAGAGAGGAAGUCCUCACUUGCUUCUUUGCAGCAGUACUCAUCCAAAAGAGACUUGGAAUUGCCUGUCAUACCCCCCUCCCACCUUGACCUAAGUGCCCUUCCCAAUGUCAGCAAGCCUUCAAUUCACAAAAACCAGAUGCACAUCCUCCACCAGAGCAAACAAAAGGCAGCAGCUUCAGCAGAAACCAAGCGUGAGAGUCUGGCAACUUCGGUUUCAAGUGAUGAGCUGGCAGUCACUAGUCCUUUGGCCAUCACUCCUACGGUGCUUCGUUCAGUUCAGCUACGUUCAGUUGGCAAAUCUGGAGAAGGGAGCCACGAUCGGCCUAUAACUGAUAUUUCCACUAGGCCUAAGUGUCCCACUGUGACUAUCAUUACCCCACCUACUCAGAAUAAACUCCAUGAAACUAGGAAGCCUCCACCCUAUAGACCCCUUCUCAAAGAAACCUCCUCUCAGGAUGAUUGUGAAUCACUGUUUACCCCAGUAGAUGGACUAGCUGCUAAGAAUAUAGCAAGCCAUUUUGGUGCAAGAAAUAGAUAUGACCGAUUAGCCCCAUCACCUCUUUGGAACAUGAUUGCUUUUAAGGCCCAGUCUGAGCAGUUGAACAUGGAUGAAGUGACGUUUGAGAAUUCUCAAGAAGUUGCAGAAGAGGUGAGCACCUCAAAUAAUUUAUUUGCCCAGAGUAGUCUGGAAUUAGAGCAAAUUAAGCCAUUGAAAUCUCAGCCAAAUGAGGGAAGCCUUGGUCAGAAUGGUCUAGCAAAAAGGUCAGAAAGUCUUGACCAAGUGCCUGAUACUGUCAAGCAAAGAUCAGAGGCAUUGCAAGCUUAUCCAAUCAGUGGUGCUGGAGAAGAAUAUGUAACAUCAGGUGUUCCAACCAGAAGUGCCUCACAGGAACAUGUAGAGGAAGGGUCAACACCAGACACGGAGGACUAUUUUAGCAAAGAGUCCACACCAAGCGAUCCAACUGUGUCCCCUCUGACAGACGAAUCCAAAACAGAGGACGAUAGCGUUUUUCUUUCACCAAGUAAAAGUCGCACAACAGAAGAUCUCUUUGCCAUGAUUCACAGGUCAAAACGAAAAAUGCUGGGCAGGAAAGAUUCUGGAGAAAUGUCCGUGCGGAGCCGUUUAGCCGUUGUUUCUGGGAAUGGCUCUGCUACUGAUCCUGCAACCUCGCCAAGCACCCCAAACAUGCCUGCAAGUCCAUCUACUCAAACUGGGGCUCAGAGAGCCCCAGGUUCAAUUUACAGGAGUGCCAAAAAGUCCAGUACCUCGAAUGAAGAGUUCAAAUUGCUGCUGUUGAAAAAGGGAAGUCGGUCCGACUCCAGUUAUCGCAUGUCAGCUAUAGAGAUCCUAAAGAGCCCCAGUGCACCCAAAAGCCCCGGUGAGCUCCUGAUGGAGGAUUCUAGACCAUUUGAGGAGCCGCUCUCUCCUUUACAGCAGCAACUUCCAGAGGGAACUCCCGAGCAAAUGCACAGCCCCUUUCCAAAAUCUUAUGCUGAGGGCUUUUCCACAAAAGCUUUUCCCACAUCUGCCUCAACUAGACAAGGCCGGUCAAGGAUGCCACCAGCUGCAAAUAGCAGCCGCUACAGUACACGCAGUCGGCUGUACACUGCCCCCAUGCAGGCCAUAUCAGAAGGGGAAACAGAAAACUCAGAUGGAAGCCCACACGAUGACCGUUCCUCCUGAAAAAUGAAUCUUUGAAUUUUAGCAUCAGUCUAUACACAAUCUUUGACAUCAAGUCAAUAAUGCUGGGCACUUGGCAUACUCAAUUCUGUUCUUAAGAAGACCGUGAACCGUAGACAAAACUAUGUUAUGUCUGUACUCUUUUGUAUCAAGAAGAUCAAAACAUUCAGAUAAUGAUUUUCAGUAGCGGUGUUCUAAUAACUUCCAUGAGCAUAUUUAUUUUAGGUGUAUCCUUUGUUUGUGUACCUUUCAUUUUAGCAUGAGAGUGGAGAAAACUACAUGAUAAAAAUCCAUCACUUUGUAAUUAUUCACAGUGAAUCAAUUGCGGAUGCUUAUUGUCACACACAUUUAGCAUAGUCUACAAAGAUAAAAACAGUACUGUACUAGGGUAACUGUGAAAAUGGGUCCAGAUGGUGUUAAAAGAAGGGAAAAUCUUUCUUGUAGCUUAAACACAAACUGAUUAUGGCAGACAGCUUGGGACAAUCAAAGAGUGGCCUUUUGUAUAGCUGUAGCAUAAAUGGGCUAAGAACUUUUGAGUUAGCCCGCAACUGGAUCUUACUGGGCAAGAAAUGUAGCUGUGUUGGAAUAUUCUGAUGGCCAACCACUAUUUUGCACUCCUUUUGGUACUGAGAAAAUGUCUGAAAUUUUAGAGAAUUCUUACAAAAAAUGGCAAAUGAAAA